This is a messenger RNA of Phycomyces blakesleeanus NRRL 1555(-), 711 nucleotides long. RefSeq lists its product as hypothetical. Gene Ontology annotation, molecular function: protein tyrosine phosphatase activity. Lineage: Eukaryota; Fungi; Mucoromycota; Mucoromycetes; Mucorales; Phycomycetaceae. The record is from RefSeq and is a predicted model, not a curated record. The transcript is spliced from 3 exons. Gene Ontology annotation, cellular component: nucleus. Gene Ontology annotation, biological process: protein dephosphorylation. The coding region runs from base 1 to 558 and encodes 185 amino acids.
AUGCUCUCCCUCAUCGACUCACCAAACUCUCCUAUACGUUUCCUCAUCCUCGACUGCCCCACUGAGAGUACGCUCGGGUACUAUAUAGACGAGUUUGUCCAGCUCAGUGUCGCCACAGUCGUUAGGUGCUGUCAACCUACCUACAGUAUAAGUAGACUACAGGAGCACGACAUCCAAGUGAUAGAUCUACCAUUCAAAGAUGGAGGAGUUCCACCACCACAAGUAGUGCGUGAAUGGCUCGCUCUUGUAGAACAAGCAAGAGACCAAGAGGACCAACAGACCAUCGCCGUCCAUUGUGUGGCUGGACUAGGACGAGCACCCGUCCUGGUGGCCAUUGCAUUGAUAGAAAUGGGCGUCAAGCCAUUAGAUGCCAUUGAAUUCAUUCGAACCAAGAGACGCGGUGCCUUUAACAAACCUCAGAUUGCCUAUCUUGAUACAUACAAACGCACAAUGAAACCAAGAUCAUCUGGAUCACACUAUUCACUCCGGUCUUCGCUCGAACGGAUGUUCAAGUUUGGAGGCACCAAGGCUGUCACACCUGUCUCACAGCAUAUCUGACUUCUUAUAUACACACAUCUAUACAUCUAUACAUCUAUACUUGUGUACACGAAUCUAUACAUACAUACGUACAUACAUACAUACAUACAUGCAUACAUACACAUGUAUACAUAUAUUAACAAGAAUAUUAAAGCCAACAACUAUCUUCUUCCU